CAUGGCAAAUUGGGCAUCUAUGAACACAGAAGGAGAGGAUAACAUCAAUCUCAACAUAAACCAACCAAACCAAUACACCACAACCCUCUUUCUCUCCCUUUCUUUCUGCUGCUGUAAUCUACUUACAUUACAGAAGCCCCAAAAGUACUACUUCAUCUGCAAUAAUGUCUUGCUCCAACCUCACUAUGUUGGUAUCUUCAAAACCUUCCCUUUCUGAUGCCUCCAACCUCUCCUUCCGUUCUGUUCUUAAUCCUUUUCAGCUCCCUUCACAAAACUCACCCUCAUGCAGCCCCUCACGGUCUUCUGUCACCCCAAUACAGUGUGGUCUCAGAGAGCUCAGAACCCGCAUUGAAUCUGUUAAGAACACACAGAAGAUCACAGAGGCAAUGAAGCUUGUUGCUGCUGCUAAAGUCAGAAGGGCUCAAGAAGCUGUUGUCAAUGGAAGACCCUUUUCAGAGACCCUUGUUGAGGUCCUCUACAACAUCAACGAGCAACUCCAAACUGAGGACAUUGAUGUCCCUCUCACAAAAGUUAGGCCAGUGAAAAAGGUAGCACUGGUUGUGUGCACUGGUGAUAGAGGUCUCUGUGGUGGUUUCAACAAUAACAUCAUUAAGAAAGCCGAGAAAAGAAUUGCUGAAUUGAAGGAUCUUGGUCUUGACUACACUAUCAUUAGUGUCGGCAAGAAGGGUAACUCUUACUUCCUCCGUAGACCUUACAUACCAGUUGAUCGGUUUCUAGAAGGAGGAACACUCCCAACUGCUAAAGAGGCUCAGGCAAUUGCUGAUGAUGCCUUCUCAUUGUUCAUCAGUGAAGAGGUUGACAAAGUAGAACUCUUGUACACAAAGUUUGUGUCAUUGGUGAAAUCAGAUCCUGUGAUUCACACCUUACUUCCGCUGUCACCAAAGGGAGAGAUUUGUGACAUCAAUGGAAACUGUGUUGAUGCUGCUGAUGAUGAGUUCUUCAGGCUAACAACAAAGGAAGGAAAACUAACUGUGGAGAGAGAUUCUGUGAGGACAAAGACAGAAGACUAUUCACCAAUCUUGGAGUUUGAGCAGGAUCCUGUUCAGAUCCUUGAUGCUCUCUUGCCGCUUUAUCUCAACAGCCAAGUCUUGAGAGCACUUCAAGAAUCACUUGCAAGUGAGCUUGCUGCUAGAAUGAGUGCAAUGAGUAGUGCUACUGAUAAUGCUGUUGAAUUGAAGAAGAACUUAUCCAUUGUCUACAAUAGGGAGCGUCAGGCUAAGAUCACAGGUGAAAUUCUUGAGAUUGUUGCUGGUGCCAAUGCUCUUCAAUAGGUUAUUUUUGGCCCUCAUCAUCAUUAUCAUCAUCCAUGGUUGGAUUUAUUUGUAGGUAUCCAAUAUCAUAAAAGGGUGUUGUUACUCCCUUUUGUUACAUUCUAAUGUUCUUAUUUAUGACAAUUAUGAAACUGUGCGAUUUUUGCACUUCUGAAAUGCAAAAAACCUUGUGCACUAGGAGUCUCAACCGAAACCUUUCGGUUUUUUUUGUCAAGUUUUUUUCCCUCCUUUUCAUCUCACAAAUUAUGUAUGUAAUAAAAUAGAUCUAUAUAUCAUAAAAUUCCCAGAGUUCUCUGUUGAUUUA
This is a messenger RNA of Arachis ipaensis, 1596 nucleotides long. Its product is annotated as ATP synthase gamma chain, chloroplastic. The record is from RefSeq and is a predicted model, not a curated record. Gene Ontology annotation, molecular function: proton-transporting ATP synthase activity, rotational mechanism. NCBI's taxonomy places the organism in Eukaryota, Viridiplantae, Streptophyta, Magnoliopsida, Fabales, Fabaceae. Gene Ontology annotation, biological process: proton motive force-driven ATP synthesis. Gene Ontology annotation, cellular component: chloroplast thylakoid membrane.